AUGCAUCUCCAAACUCCCCUCACCCUCCUCUUAACCCUCCUCACACCUUUCAUCCUCGCCCAAGACCCCAACUCCGACUCUUCCGACUCUCCCGACUCUUCCGACUCUUCCGACUCCAACGCCAUAAUCUCGGCAGCAGCAAGCGACUACGCAGCCGCAACAUCCGCAAUCGCCUCUCUGUUCUCCACCGCAACCGGCGACGUCGAGAGUGUCUACGAUCAAGCAACAUCAGCAGUGGGAAGUAUAUUCUCGGACGCUACUUCUGGGGCAGGGAGUCUGUAUUCAGAGGCUAGUGCUGCAGUGAGCAGUUUUGGUGAAGACUUUACAAGUGGGAGUCAAGGUGCUGCUACUGUAAUAGCUACUGGGGUCUUGACUGCGAGUGCAGUUGCGACAGAGGCGAGUACACAGGUUAUGCCAACCACGACUGGUGCUGGGGCUGCGGCAUCGACUAGUGAGUCGGAGGGUAGACUGAGGAGGAGCCAGCAGAGGGCUGAUGGCAUCUUGUUCGCUGCCAUCUUUGCUGCUGUUGCGUAUCUGUAG
Messenger RNA from Aureobasidium namibiae CBS 147.97, 540 nucleotides. RefSeq lists its product as uncharacterized. Lineage: Eukaryota; Fungi; Ascomycota; Dothideomycetes; Dothideales; Saccotheciaceae. The transcript has a single exon. Bases 1 to 540 code for a protein of 179 amino acids. The record is from RefSeq and is a predicted model, not a curated record.